AUGAAUCAAUGGGCAUUUGUUGUUAAUCUUGGAUAUUCUGUAUUUUACAUUUACACUUUGUGGUUUGAUUAUCAGCUUAAUCUGGUCCAUCCAUUUCUACCUAUUCCGGGUGUUUACCUCUCCAAAUUGGUAUGGCUGACAAUGGUUACAUUUGUAAGCGUUUUUAGUUGUUAUAACCGUAGUUUCAGUUUUCACUCACUGUAUAUCAUUCUGUUGGGGCAGUUUUGGCAUUAUCGACACCCAAGAAAAAUAGUAAAUUCAUGAGAUAUUUUGAUUUUGUGGCCACCAGUCUUCUGUUCCCUUUGGCUACGGUAAGAGAGCUUUUAGAAGAGCUGAUACAUUAUUGUAGUCGGUGGUUGUCUUGUUCUGGAGCUUAUUUUUGUACGAUCAGAACACUUUAAUUGAUGAGAAGGCUGAGUUCCUCUUAGAACAUGAAUGGUUUAAUCAUGCAUUGGUAAGGAAAUUACGGUAUUCAGAAUCAGUAUUUGCCAGAUUGAAAAAACUAUUUGAUGGAAUUUCAGCACACUACCCCUUUGAUCGGCAUGACUUUAGACGCCAUUGCAUGGAGACAUCCCCGUCCCCACAAAAAGAGCGCGUUGAAGGCCAUUUUCAUUUUUACCGUGGUUUAUUUGAUCGAGUGAGUCAGAAUUAGAGAAGGCGAAAUUUGCAGUAUUCAUUUGGUGUGGUUCGUGUCCGGAUUUUGGGCUUACCCGAUCCUGGGGCAGUUGAAUAAUCUGGAAAGAUUAGCCUUCAUCUUGGUCUGCUGUACUGUCAUCUUUGCCGCGUUUCUGAUUUCCGAUGCAUUCAACGCGAUGUUGCAACCAAAGAAAAAGAAAAACUAG
Messenger RNA from Bursaphelenchus xylophilus (pine wood nematode), 842 nucleotides. Lineage: Eukaryota; Metazoa; Nematoda; Chromadorea; Rhabditida; Aphelenchoididae. The record is from the annotation of a GenBank genome assembly.